Ascochyta rabiei is the source of this 111-nucleotide messenger RNA. RefSeq lists its product as uncharacterized. NCBI's taxonomy places the organism in Eukaryota, Fungi, Ascomycota, Dothideomycetes, Pleosporales, Didymellaceae. The record is from RefSeq and is a predicted model, not a curated record. The coding region runs from base 1 to 111 and encodes 36 amino acids. The transcript is spliced from 2 exons.
AUGCACCAGACAGGCGGACAACCUUUUCAACACCAGCAUAGUUACUUAAUACACUGCGAUACCCUUAUCCUCAGGGUCUACGUUACGGCCCAAAGGCCCCUCAGCCUUUAA